UUCGGAACACGUGAAACUCGGCAGGAAUCAAUUUUAUUCAUUUUUUUAAUAAUUUAGACAGAGUUUAACUGUAAAAAUGGUCGCCGUCAAUCGCAAAAAGCCCAAAAUGCAGGCGAAGAAGGAGACAAAGGAGGAAUCCAAGCCAAAAGUUGUCUCUGGAUCGAUUAAGAAACAAAUGGCAAAAAAAUCGAAAAAACCCCAAAAACCACAACGAGGCGUCAUGUUGAUCAAAUGCCUUCCCCAUGGUUUCUUCGAGGAGCAACUCAAGGAAUAUUUCUCACAAUUCGGCAAAGUUACUCGUGUUCGUCUCGCACGUUCACGUCGCACAACCAAAUCCCGCGGCUUUGCCUUUGUCGAAUUUCAGUAUCCGGAAGUUGCGGAAAUUGCCGCCGAAACGAUGAAUAACUACAUGAUGUUCCGCAAAAUGAUCAAAACGGUCUACAUCCCGCCCGAGCAGCAAAAAUUCAACUAUUUUCGGUCGUCGGUGUUGUUCCAAACGAAGGAAAAUGGCGAAAAAAAGUUGACAUCCAAGUAUUUAGUGGCGCGCGAACGGAAAGUUGUUGCUCAUAAUCGCCCGCUUACGGAAGACGACAAGAAAAAACGUCAGCUGAAGGCGCAGGAAAAACUUCUCGCACUGAAAAAAAAAUUCCAAAAGCACGAAAUCGACUACGACGUCGACGCCGUGACUCCCGAAAGUCUCAAAGGACCCGUAAUUCGCAACAAAGCCAUGAAAGAUGAGGAAAACACAGAAGAAGAGACCGAUUCCGAGUCAGAAAUGGAUUUGGAAUCAAUUGAACCUGAAAAAUUCGGCUUUGUCGAUGAAUCGGCGGAAGAAAGUGACGCGGAAGAAGAAGCCCAUGAGCUUGAUUCUGACGUCUCGGAGGAACCUGAUCCAAAAAUUGCGAAAAAAAAGUUAAACGAAUCCGUGAAAGAGGCAAAAGAGGCUCGUAAAAAGAUGUUGGUGCACUUGAAACAAGAUGAAAACCCCAAAAAAGGCAAAAAAUCCAAGAAAAUCGAAGUUGAGGAGGAAUCCGAAGAGGAAGUUGUCGAAAAAAAAGGAAGAAAAAAGCUCGUUGGCGUCUCAAAACCGAAAAAAACACAAAAACCACAAAAAGCUCCCACAGCAAAGGCAAAAAAAGCCAUCGCCGCAAGCCUUAAAGACACGUCAAAAGUCAAAGUGGUCCAAAAAACGGACAUGAAGAAGAAAAAAACCCGAAAAUGAGGCGUCAGUCACACACAAUUCACUCCAAUUUUUUAUUUAAAUAAUUAAAUUCGCAAAAAUAAAGUUAAUUCUGUACUGCUACUUGUGCGAUGUCUUCGAUUUUUCGCCAUUUUUGACCCUUUUGAACUUCAUGCGGCGAUUCUGGAACCAAACCUUGACCUGUCGCUCGCUUAAAUUCAGCGCAACUGAAAUCUCAUAUCGUCUCAAGCGCUAAAAAAAUUUUUUUAAAUUAAUUUUUAAUUUUUUUUUCGAAAAAUUAAUUUUUUUAUACCGUCAAAUAGUUUGAAUGCAUAAAUUCCGCUUCCAAAUCCCGUACUUGACUUUUUGUGAAUGCUGUGCGUUCCUUGCGAUUCGAGCCGUUGCCUUUCACGUAAAUUAUUUCCUGAUCCAUUUCGGGGCACAAAUCGGAAUCUGUUUAAAAAAAACGAGAAAAGAUUAUGAGCGUCGGUACUUUUGAUCGAUUUUUUUCUUGUUUCGUGGAAUUCUGAUGUAAGUCGGUUACUAUGAUCAACUUUGCAAGAGAGGAAAAAACGGAGGUAAUAAAAUCUAUGUUUAAUGAAAUGUGUUACAAGAUCAUUGAUUACUCGGGAUUUUAUUGAUGACGCGGAAAAAAUGAGUGAAUGGAGGGCAUUGUUU
Molecule: messenger RNA, 1858 nt
Organism: Culicoides brevitarsis
Lineage: Eukaryota; Metazoa; Arthropoda; Insecta; Diptera; Ceratopogonidae
Product: MKI67 FHA domain-interacting nucleolar phosphoprotein
Exons: 2
Coding region: 77-1222 (381 amino acids)
Biological process (GO): maturation of LSU-rRNA from tricistronic rRNA transcript (SSU-rRNA, 5.8S rRNA, LSU-rRNA)
Cellular component (GO): nucleolus
Molecular function (GO): RNA binding
Source: RefSeq, a predicted model, not a curated record